This is a messenger RNA of Ostreobium quekettii, 1833 nucleotides long. The record is from the annotation of a GenBank genome assembly. Lineage: Eukaryota; Viridiplantae; Chlorophyta; Ulvophyceae; Bryopsidales; Ostreobiaceae.
AUGGUGGACGAUGACGACAAGGUGGCGACGGGGAAUGGGGAUGGGCGCACGGACGGGGCCCAGGCGGUCAGGACGCGGCGAUCUCCGCUUCUCCACGUGUGUCCAUUCAUACUGGGAUGCGAGUUCGGCGAGCGGCUGGCUUUCUAUGGGAUCCUGACCAACUUGGUUGUCUAUUUGCUGAUGGUCGGUUUCACGAAUCUUGAGGCUGCAACACUGGUUCCGCUCUUCGUAGGCAGCUGCUAUGUGACGCCACUCCUCGGUGGCUAUCUUGCAGAUACAUGGUUGGGUCGAUACAAAACUAUUUUGUAUUGCGCGUUGAUCUACGUGAUGGGCAUCGCUCUGCUCACUCUGAGUGCUGGAGUGAAAGGACUCCAUCCUGAGGAGAAUGAGAGAAUCAACCGGGGUCAGGCAGCUUUCUUAUUUUUCUCGCUGGCGCUCAUAGCUCUGGGAACAGGUGGCAUAAAGCCAAACGUGUCAUCCUUUGGUGCUGACCACUUUGAUGAAAACAACCCACAGGAAAAGGGACAGAAGGACUCAUUCUUCAACUGGUUCUACCUUGCUAUCAACAUCGGCUCCCUUGUGGCCUCCACUGUCAUUGUGUAUGUUGAGGUUAACAUCAGUUGGGCUCUUGGAUUCUUGCUCACUGGCAUUGCGAUGGCAUUGGCAGUUAUUGUGCUUGUGUUGGGCAGCCCCAGUUAUCAACAUCGUGAGGUUGCUGAGUCGCCACUUGCUCGCAUAGCAAACAUCGUAGCUGCCGCACUCAUCGCGGGGGGACCCAGACAGCUGUAUCGCCAUAGGAAUGCAGCAGGUGGUGCUGCCACAAGUGAUAGCAAGCCAUUGUUGGCUGACCACACAGAAGACGGUGAUGGCAGGCAUCAGGACCAAGAAGAUGUUCAUGGAGCCAUCAGGGAUCCGCGCCCCCACUGGCUUGAUGCUGCAAUUGGCAACUUCACUAGUGAACAGGUGGAUGAGGCAAAACUGGUGCUCGGUGUGAUGCCCGUGUUCUUCACAACAGUUUUGUAUUGGACUGUGUACAGCCAGAUGUCUACCCUCUUUGUCCAACAGGGUACCCUUAUGAAUCUCAGCCUUGGCAGGUACACAAUACCUGCAGCAUCUCUUUCUGUGUUUGAUGUGCUAGCCAUUGUCGUUCUUGUCCCCAUAUACGAUCGUCUGAUUGUUCCACUCCUGAGGCAGUGCAACAGAGAGCCAACACAAUUGCAGCGAAUUGGGGCCGGUUAUGCCGUGGCCAUGGUUACAAUGGUCAUAUCUUUUGCAAUUGAGAGGGAGCGGCUGAGGAGGUUCAAAGAGGGAGAUAUUGUAGCAGGGCAGGAGACGCACAGUGAAGCGCAGGCUGUGGAUAUGAGUGUCUGGUGGCAGGUUUUCCAAUACUUGGGAAUUGGCACGAGUGAAGUUUUGUCGGCCAUAGGCCAACUGAAUUUCUUCUACAAUCAGGCGCCCACUUCCAUGCGCAGCUGCAUGAUGGCCGUCCAGCUGCUGAGUGGAGCACUGGGAAGCUACUCUGCCAGCCUUUUGGUCUUGGCAAUAAAUCACCUAACAGAAAGCAUCUCAGGAAUGCCAUGGAUACCUGCAGAUUUGAACUGUGGCAGGCUGGAUCUCAUGUACUUGACGCUUGGUGGUAUUAUGCUUGUGGACACGAUUUGGUUCGUGCACGUCGCAAUGCGGUACGAAUACAAAGAGGUCGUAAGCGACGACGCUCCCAGGCAGAUGGGCAUCGGGCCAGACCCCAGCGCAGCUGGUACUGGAGAAGACCAGCCCCUGAUUGCGCCGGACGUGUCAACGUCAGAAAACGUGACGGGAGCAUCAGAGGUAUGA